CUGUGGAUGUAGAGACAGUCUUGGAUGCUCAGAACUUCAUUUGGAUCACAGACAGUCAGGAUGAAGCGUGUUGUGGUGUUUCUGCUGCCGCUCCUGGGCCUGUUGCAUGCUGGGCCGCUGCCCGAUGAGCCCGUCCUCCAGCCCCAGGAGAACUUUGAUAUAAAACGGUUCAUGGGCAAAUGGUAUGACAUUGCGAUAGCAUCCACAUGCCCACGGCUCAAGCAUUAUAAAGGAGAAGCAGCUAUCGGCUCUAUGGACCUGCAGUUCGAUGGCUCAAAACAGACCUUCACCAUGACCUUCAUUGGCCAAAGACAUGGCACCUGUAAGUCCAUUAGUGGAGAAUAUCAGCUGACCAAAACACCUGGAAGAGUUCAAUACCACAAUGCCAAGUGGAACGCUGAUGUGGACUCCUACGUGGUUCACACAAACUACGAUGAGUAUGCGCUGGUGGUGAUGUACAAACAAAAACAAGGCGGUAAUAAGACCACAUCUGUCAAACUCUACGGACGUACUAAGCAGCUGCGGCCCACUCUCAUCGAAGACUUCAAGACUCUGGUGGCUGAGCAGGGAAUGAGUGAAGACACUAUAGUUAUCAAAAAGAACAAAGGUGAAUGUGUUCCAGGUGAGCAGGUCACACCAGAGCCACAGAUCCAGAGGGCGAGGAGGAAUGUGGUCCUGCCGGCCCCUGAGGAGGGAUCGGGUGACGAUACGCCCAUCUUCAAAGGACCUGAAGCGUGUAAGUCCCAGCCAGAUUCGGGUCCGUGUUUCGGGAUGUUGCAGCGCUACCAUUACAACUCGUCCAUCAUGGCCUGUCAGAUGUUCACCUUUGGAGGCUGUAUGGGCAACCAGAACAACUUUGUGACUGAAAAGGAGUGUUUGCAGAGCUGCCGCACUGAGGCCGCCUGUAGGCUCCCCAUGGACGCUGGUCCCUGUAAAGUGUUCUCAGAGCUGUGGGCCUUCGACUCCACCGCUGGAAAGUGUGUGUCCUUCAAGUAUGGAGGCUGCAAGGGCAACGGCAAUAAAUUCUAUAGCAAGAAGGAGUGUGAGGAGUACUGUGGCGUUGUAAUGAGAAAUGGAGAUGACGAGUUUCUCACAGUGAACUGAGAAUGGUGUGAAUGAAAAUGGAGCGUUACGGUGUUUCAGACAGAAAAGUGCAACAUGAAACCGUUUUCAACAGGCACUUACUUCAACAUUUAUCACAAUAAAUAAAGACCUGACCAAUGUA
Molecule: messenger RNA, 1225 nt
Organism: Labeo rohita (rohu)
Lineage: Eukaryota; Metazoa; Chordata; Actinopteri; Cypriniformes; Cyprinidae
Gene: ambp
Product: alpha-1-microglobulin/bikunin precursor
Exons: 10
Coding region: 25-1104 (359 amino acids)
Cellular component (GO): cell surface; plasma membrane
Molecular function (GO): serine-type endopeptidase inhibitor activity
Source: RefSeq, a predicted model, not a curated record